Molecule: messenger RNA, 324 nt
Organism: Volvox carteri f. nagariensis
Lineage: Eukaryota; Viridiplantae; Chlorophyta; Chlorophyceae; Chlamydomonadales; Volvocaceae
Exons: 4
Coding region: 1-324 (107 amino acids)
Source: RefSeq, a predicted model, not a curated record
AUGAUGUGGCUGUGCAAUUUCCUACUUCUGCUAUGCCUCUCCAUUGGCAGACUCGUCCUUGCAGCACAGCAAAGAGAUGGCUCAUCCACAGGCUCAGUAUGCGGUGGCAAUGUGGAGCAGCCUACCUGGUUGCCAACUGCAUUAGAGAUCAAUGACCCAAAUAAUGGGGACGAACUGCGUCUGCAUCUCAAGCAAUGGGUAGAGCUUUCUUCCGUUGCUGACCUGCUCGCAGCAGCAGCUGCACCUCUUGUCGACGGCGGUGAAGGUCAUCUUUAUUCGCAUGCGAACGAGCUGAUUUCCCUCAUACAUGUGAGCUAUCCCUAA